This is a messenger RNA of Diutina rugosa, 678 nucleotides long. Its product is annotated as ribosylnicotinamide kinase. Lineage: Eukaryota; Fungi; Ascomycota; Pichiomycetes; Serinales; Debaryomycetaceae. The transcript has a single exon. The coding region runs from base 1 to 678 and encodes 225 amino acids. Gene Ontology annotation, cellular component: cytoplasm. The record is from RefSeq and is a predicted model, not a curated record.
AUGCUCUGUGCAGUGCUGGGCCCUAGUCUGACGGGCAAGACCACCGCCGUUCAACAACUUGCCGAGCUCAUCCCUCAUUGCAAGGUCGUUCACUUAGAUGACUACUACUUGACAGACAGCGCAAUCCCCAUUGAUGAGAAGCUGGGUUACGCCAACUGGGACUGUGCUGAGGCCAUCGAUUGGCACCGUCUUAAGCGCGACUUAACGGCCAUCUCUAAUGCGGCGCGCGCCCCUACUAAUGCCACCGAAUCCAUCGAGCCCCAAACAAACCUGGGGUUCCUGGAGCUUCAGGUACAAGACUUGAAAGAUCGAAUUGAGCAAAAGGGUAUUGACAACAUCACCUUCAUUGAGGGCUUUUUGCUUUUCACUGGUGAUGAAGAGCUUGAGAAGCAUUUUCAGCGAAAGCUCUUUGUCUACGGCAGUUAUGACGUGUUGAAGCAGAGACGGGCCAAUCGGGUAUACGUCACCGCAGAAGGGGAGUGGACCGACCCGCCAGACUACUUUGAUGCCAUUGUGUGGCCGGAAUAUGUUCGUAAUUACAAAAGUUUGUUCACUGACCCUCCUGAUUGUCGUGAUUUCAACAAGGCCGCAGCCAGUGCUCGUGGGAUUCGAGGGUUUGACUCGUCCGCCGCGUCGACAUUUGAUCUUACCCUUUGGAUUAUCGAUCAAAUAGCGUAG